AAAGAUGGAGUUUAUUAAAGAGGAGAGUGAAGACAUGAAGAUUGAAGAAACAUUCAGAGUCAAACAAGAAGAUACUGAGACACAAACAGACCUGAUGACACUGAAAGAGGAGAGUCAAGAACUCAGUGUUCAGCAUGAGAAAUAUGAUUUCAUGACUGGAGAAAAAUCAUUUAGAUGCUCGCAUACUGAAAAGACAGCAAAUAGAAGUUAUUUCACUUGCCAACAGUGCGGGAAAAGUUUCACCAGAAAAGGAAAUCUUGAAGUCCACAUGAGAGUUCACACUGGAGAGAAACCUUUCACCUGCCAACAGUGUGGAAAGAGUUUCAUUAAAAAACCAAACCUUAAAAACCACACGAGAAUUCAUACUGGAGAGAAACCUUACACAUGCUCUCAAUGUGGGAAAAGUUUUAAACAUAAACAACACCUCGAUGACCACAAGAGAAUUCAUACUGGAGAGAAGCCUUACACCUGCCAACAAUGUGGAAAGAGUUUCACUCACAAAGGAAACCUUGGAGACCACAUGAGAGUUCACACUGGAGAGAAGCCUUACACCUGCAAACUGUGUGGAAAGAACUUCAUUCGAAAACCAAACCUUAAAUACCACAUGAGAAUUCACAGUGGAGAGAAACCUUUCAUAUGCUCUCAAUGUGGAAAAAGUUUUAAACAUAAACAACACCUCGAUGACCACAUGAGGAUUCAUACUGGAGAGAAACCUUUCACCUGCCAACAAUGUGGAAAGAGCUUCAUUCAAAAAGGAAACCUUAACAAACACAUGAAGAUUCACAAGGGAGAAAGGCCGUUUACAUGAGUUUCAGAUGUAAAGUAGCUCUUUAACGUGUACAGUCACACUGGUGUGAUUAUUGUUCAGUCUGUCAUGUGAUUAACUGUAAAAUUCAGAUAUGCUUUCGUGUUUGGCUGGUGCUGAGCCAGAGAUGGACGUCGUGCUCAGUGCUUGUCAUAUCCCUUAUGAAAAUUAACCAGCUUUUACUAUAGUAAAACUGUAAUAACCAUGACUGUAGUAACCA
Messenger RNA from Sinocyclocheilus rhinocerous, 1025 nucleotides. RefSeq names its product gastrula zinc finger protein XlCGF8.2DB-like. Gene Ontology annotation, biological process: regulation of transcription by RNA polymerase II. Lineage: Eukaryota; Metazoa; Chordata; Actinopteri; Cypriniformes; Cyprinidae. The transcript is spliced from 2 exons. Gene Ontology annotation, molecular function: sequence-specific DNA binding; DNA-binding transcription factor activity, RNA polymerase II-specific. The record is from RefSeq and is a predicted model, not a curated record. Gene Ontology annotation, cellular component: nucleus. Bases 5 to 808 code for a protein of 267 amino acids.